GUUUAACUUUCUCUCUCUGUGAGUCGAAUACACUGUCGCCGUAAGCGUCCUUCCUCCAUGUAGUAUAUGCUCUAAGGUGUCAACACGCAUGUAAUCUAUAUGUAUGCAUAUUAUUUACUUAGAUAAUAAUUGAAAUAAAUAGAUUAUUUUAAAUAGUGAUAAAUAGUGCAUAAUGAAGAGGUAUAAGCAAUAUUUAUUUGAUGGAGAUCCAGCUAUUAUACCGCGUACAGCUGAACGCCAUAAUCUUGAUCUGAAUACAUCAGAUACUGAAGUGCAGGUAGAGACAGAAGAAAAUGAUUUAAUGGAUAUAGAGCAGGAUACUUUUAUCAAUACUGAUGCUCAGUCUACAGUUAUAGAGGAUAUUAAUGUAGAAAAUAUCUAUGAUGGAGACGUAGAAGAUACAACGUACGGCACAACUGAAUGGAAUUGGAGAAUCGAACUAUCUAAAAUAAUUCUGAACAAUGAAUUGAAUAAUAUAUAUGGCAAGAUCGGUAAUUUGAAGGAGUUUAUUGAGCAUAAAGCUUUUUUUGAAAAAAUUUCAACAACAAUGAACAAAAGUAGAGGAGAAAUUUUUUUAAUGAUUUGAAAUUUAGUAUUUCUAAUGAGUUAUCUUUCUCUGGCUUGAUAAAUUUAUUCAAGCUCAUUAAUAGUAUGUUUGAGACUCCUAUAUUACCAGAUUCGCGACAUAUUAUUGAUAAACUUGUCAAUCCGAAAGAGGGUGUGGAAUAUCACGUUGUUUGUCAGGAAUGUUCAGUAUAUUUAGGAAAAUUGGAGAUAUACCAUCUAGUAGUAUUUGUAAUGUCUGCAAUUCUACAAUUAAUCUUAAGAAUAAUACCGAUUCAACCUUUUUUACCUUAAUAAACCCGGCA
Molecule: messenger RNA, 869 nt
Organism: Nasonia vitripennis (jewel wasp)
Lineage: Eukaryota; Metazoa; Arthropoda; Insecta; Hymenoptera; Pteromalidae
Exons: 3
Coding region: 173-586 (137 amino acids)
Source: RefSeq, a predicted model, not a curated record